Molecule: messenger RNA, 1088 nt
Organism: Schistosoma spindalis
Lineage: Eukaryota; Metazoa; Platyhelminthes; Trematoda; Strigeidida; Schistosomatidae
Source: the annotation of a GenBank genome assembly
CAGGAAAAGUUUAGGGUGAAAAAUUCAAGGCUUAUCAUCUUAAAAUCAAGAACAUUGAAGACAAAUGGAAAAUAUACACAAGAACCCAAAAACCACCUUUUUCUUAUUCCAGCUGCUGUCAACAAUUUGUUCAAUGUUGAUAAUAAUUGCCAUUGUGACCUGCGAAUUAUACACACAUAACAUAAGAAUUGUCCCACUGACAUUUUAUGCAGGUUACUGGACAAGUCCAUUUAUCCUAUUUACCGCCGUAAUUUAUUCGAUUGAAAAAAGUAGACAAGAUGGAAAAUUUUACAAACUAGCUAUAUCCUUCGCUUUAUUCAGCUUGCUUGUAUGUUUGAUCGGCAUUAUGUUCUCGUUAUUUACAAUAUAUUGGAUUAUUGACAUCAUAGAUGCGCAAGUUUACUAUGAAUAUCGGGUAGAAUUCAUUGUUCAAACGGCAUUGCUUAUUUUGGCUAGUGGAAUAUGUCUAAUGGAUGUUAUGUCAUUGACAUGUUGCUGCUGUUUAAACAUUUCAACCGUAUCAAAAGACACAAAUACUCACCAAAAUAAUUUGAGAACUCAUUCAAAAAAUAAACAAUUACCAACUCAUAUUACUAAUGUCACAGAUCCUUUACAAUUACAUUCUUACCCCCAAGGAUAUCAAGUAAAUCAAGGUUGUGAUCAGAAUUAUAGUCAACCUAAUGGCUUACCACCACCUUACAGUUAAUAGCAGGAACCUUAAAAUACAUCGUUAUAAACAUCUUUACUGUAAAAUAGAAAUUCCACGUGAAAUGGUUUCGAAAAUCAAUAUAUCUGUCGUCGAUACUAAUUACAAACCUACACCUCAACAUUUGGUAUGAAAGAAAUCCCCACGCAUUGCAAUCACUUAUAAAGUAAAAUGCUCAUUUCCUUUCAGAUUCUGGUUUUAUGUACAUAGAAAUAUCUAGCCCCAACUAAAAUGAGACGAUUUAUGAAGAAAUAUUGCACAGACUUGUGUUUGAUGAAUGACCUGCAUAGUUGCUGUGUAACCUGUUUAAAGUUAACUGAACCGAAUGUAGCCUAAGUAACCCACAACAAAUCCACCCACAUUCCGUAAGAGAUGCCGACAC